UGGCCUCUCCACCCCGCCCCCUCCACUCCCCCCCACUCCCUCCCACUCCCUUCCAGGCACAGCCCGCGGCCGCCACUCCGCCUGGCCACACCUCCGGGCUGCCAAGGGUUAAGGCAGCAGUGAGAGGAGAGGUUCGGGCUGACGUCGCGCUGGCUGAAGGUGGUUCCCCUCCGAUGAGGAUGGGAGAGCCUGGCGAGCUGAAACCCGAGCUCCCGCUCCGCUGGGGCUUGGGGAGGUCCCUGUAAGAGCCGCCUGCUGCUGGCCUCCCGAGGUCCUGGUCUCUCCCCAGCAGACACUCGGUCACCGGCACUGGCUGCGGGAGCAAUGGAGCUGGGCUGGUGGACGCAGUUGGGGUUCACUUUUCUGCAGCUGCUUCUCAUCUCCUCCCUGCCAAGAGAGUACACCGUCAUUAAUGAAGGCUGCCCCGGAGCGGAGUGGAAUAUCAUGUGUCGGGAGUGUUGUGAAUAUGACCAGAUCAAAUGCGUGUGCCCUGGGAGGAAGGAAGUGGUAGGCUACACCAUCCCGUGCUGCAGGAACGAGGAGAAUGAGUGUGACUCCUGCCUCAUACACCCAGGCUGCACCAUCUUUGAAAAUUGCAAGACCUGUCGCAAUGGCUCCUGGGGCGGGGCCCUGGAUGACUUCUACGUGAAGGGGAUCUACUGUGCCGAGUGCCGAGCGGGCUGGUACGGAGGCGACUGCAUGCGAUGUGGUCAGGUUCUGCGGGCCCCGAAGGGUCAGAUUUUACUGGAGAGUUAUCCCCUGAAUGCUCACUGCGAGUGGACCAUUCACACCAAACCUGGCUUUAUUAUCCAGCUCAGGUUUGUCAUGCUGAGCCUGGAGUUCGACUAUAUGUGCCAGUAUGACUAUGUUGAGGUCCGUGACGGGGACAACAGUGACAGCCAGAUCAUCAAGCGUUUCUGUGGCAACGAGCGGCCGGCUCCCAUUCAAAGCACCGGCUCCUCGCUCCAUGUCCUCUUCCAUUCAGAUGGCUCCAAGAAUUUUGAUGGCUUCCAUGCCAUUUUUGAGGAGGUCACAGCCUGUUCCUCAGCCCCGUGUUUUCAUGAUGGCACUUGUGUCCUAGUGCAAACUGGGGUGUACAAAUGUGCCUGUCUGGCAGGUUACACUGGGCAACACUGUGAAAACCUUCUUGAAGAAACAAACUGCUCAGACCCAGGGGGCCCAGUCAAUGGGUACAAGAAAAUAACAGCAGGCCCUGGGCUUAUCAAUGGUCAUUCUGCAAAAGUUGGCACGGUUGUGUCCUUCUUUUGCAACAACUCAUAUGUUCUCAGUGGCAAUGAGAAGAGAAUUUGCCAGCAGAAUGGAGAGUGGUCGGGGAAGCAACCCAUUUGCAUAAAAGCCUGCCGAGAACCCAAGAUCUCAGACCUGGUGAGACGGAGAGUUCUUCCCAUGCAGGUUCAGUCAAGAGAGACACCCCUACACCAGCUGUACUCGUCAGCCUUCAGCAAGCAGAACCUGCCGGAUGCCCCGACCAAGAAGCCGGCCCUCCCCUUUGGAGACCUGCCUCCUGGGUACCAGCAUCUGCACACCCAGCUCCAGUACGAGUGCAUCUCGCCCUUCUACCGCCGCCUGGGCAGCAGCCGGAGGACAUGUCUGAGGACCGGAAAGUGGAGCGGGCGCGCCCCAUCCUGUGUCCCAAUCUGUGGGAAAACUGAGAACAUCACCACUCCCAAGACCCAGGGGACACGCUGGCCAUGGCAGGCGGCCAUCUACAGGAGGGCCAGUGGCGCGCACGGCGGCAGCCUACACAAGGGCACGUGGUUCCUCGUCUGCAGCGGCGCCCUGGUGAAUGAGCGCACGGUGGUGGUGGCUGCCCACUGUGUGACUGAGCUGGGGAAGGUCACCGUGAUCAAGACAGCAGACCUCAAAGUCGUCCUGGGGAAGUUCUACCGGGAUGACGAUCGGGAUGAGAAGACCAUCCAGAGUUUGCGGAUUUCUGCGAUCAUUCUGCACCCCAACUAUGACCCCAUCCUGCUGGAUGCUGACAUCGCCAUCCUGAAGCUGCUUGACAAGGCCCGCAUCAGCACCCGGGUCCAACCCAUCUGCCUCGCAGCCAGUCGGGACCUCAGCACCUCAUUCCAGGAGAUGCGCAUCACCGUGGCUGGCUGGAACGUCCUCACGGACGUGAGCAGCCCUGGCUUCAAGAACGACACACUGCGCUCGGGGGUGGUCAGGGUGGUGGACUCGCUCCUGUGUGAGGAGCAGCACGAAGAUCAUGGCAUCCCUGUGAGUGUCACGGACAACAUGUUCUGCUCCAGCUGGGACCCCAGUGCCCCUUCCAACAUCUGCACAGCAGAGACAGGGGGCAUCGCCGCUGUGUCAUUCCCAGGCCGGGCAUCCCCCGAGCCACGCUGGCAUCUGGUAGGGCUGGUCACCUGGAGCUAUGACAAGACCUGCAGCCAUAGCCUCUACACAGCCUUCACCAAGGUGCUGCCUUUUAAAGACUGGAUAGAGCGAAACAUGAAGUGAGCUGCAGGCACACGCAGCGGCUUUUCCGCUAUCCGGAUCUGUGUGUACAAAGCAGCAUGGCUCCGAAGUAUGGUUUUGCCCAUGAAUUGGGCUGUGCCUGGGCAUCUGAGUUCAGGGACAAAACUCAGCAGAAGGGGAGCAGAGCUCUUUUUCUGGAAAGCCAUGUCCUCCCAGGCAUGUCAACCACCUAGAAGAUGUUGUAGCUUGUAAGAAUUUCUACACAAAAGACUGUGACUAGCACAGUAGAUGCCCCCCAGCCAGCUGACCUGGUGGCCUUGCCCUCUGCCUUUCAGUGCUGAGAAUGUCACGGUCGCUCUGCUGGAAAGAGGGUCGACUGGGAGGCGUGGACUUCAUGAGGUCUCUUGCAGAGCUCCUGCCAGACCAAGUUCCAAAGAGCCACCUGCAGGCCAGCCCAGGCAGCCGACUUAGAAGUGGCUGGGCCUCAAACAGACCUCCUCGGUGUGAUGUGUCCUCUCUUUUCUAGUCCCCUGUGCACAUUUUAGUAAGACGCAGGUUGGCUUCUGACCUACAGAGAACAUUGCUACCACUCUGCUUCCUGUUUGCGCCCUCUCUGAGCUACAUGUCAGGUUGAUGGUUUGGUGACAGCUCUUGAAACUAGAUCCCAUAUGUCUAAGUCCCCAGUCAUCAUCUGGCCAAGCUGAUGUUACCUUUUCAGUACCAGCCCUUACAGUUUGCUGGGCCGUGGACUGGGGGAGAGAGACUUGGGUCCCAUCUGGUAAGGCACAAACAGAAUUGUGUCUCCUCCGAUAAGGCACAAACAGUGGAAAACACCAGGAAUUCGAUGAUUUCUGGGGUGACUCUGACUUUGGUGUUUUAGAUCUAGCACAAACUCUGCUUGAGUCUCUGUGAAACUUUUUGAUCUAUUUUCAUAGAAUCUUCUGUUUACUUACGCAAGAUUGAG
Molecule: messenger RNA, 3409 nt
Organism: Condylura cristata (star-nosed mole)
Lineage: Eukaryota; Metazoa; Chordata; Mammalia; Eulipotyphla; Talpidae
Gene: PAMR1
Product: peptidase domain containing associated with muscle regeneration 1
Exons: 11
Coding region: 325-2487 (720 amino acids)
Biological process (GO): proteolysis
Molecular function (GO): serine-type endopeptidase activity
Source: RefSeq, a predicted model, not a curated record